CGGAGGGUUCACGGUACUGGUUGGGCGGCGUGGAGCGGGGUGUGAUGCGGCACUGCGGUUCUGAGGCCGUUACUCCGGCUCCUCCAGAGAGGGCGGUGGAGGAGGCUGGAGCGCGGUGGUGAUUUUGUGCCAGGGCUUCCCAGAGGCGCGCUGAAAAGGCUACGGGGCUGAGGAAACUGGGGGAUUAGGGACACACAUUCAAGCCCCCACCCCCCGGGAGGGGAAGGGGGCUGGAAGCGAGGCUUGAGGUCGGCGGAGGGAUGGUGUCUGUUCGGGGGGAAGGGGCGAGCCCUGCCUGUCGUUGGUGAGGGGCUGCGGGCAGGCGAGGCUCCGCGGGUCGUAGCGGCUCCAUGCCCACUGGUGGGUGGAACGUGUUGAGCGGGACGCGGAGGUCGAGCCUGGUGGCCGCUCGGAACCCUCAACAUACUAUCUAACGUGGUAUUUCAUUUAGCCCACGUUGGGAUUAAUUCAUUGCGGGCAGCUUCGCUGGUCUGGCUCCUCCAGGAGCUGGGCAACCUUGACGGGCUUUUUGUCUUGCUGCUCCAGCCCCCUUUCCCUUCCUCCUCCUCCAGAUGCCUUUUCUCUGCCCCUCCUCGCCCGGUACAGACAUUUCCAGCGCAAGCUGCCGCUCGUGGCUGCUGUCGAAGCCGCUUCUCGGGAUUUCGGCUUGUUCCCCUCUGGGGUGUUUUUUGAGGAGGGAGAGUUUUUCUCCCCUCCACGAUGGGAUUUUCUUCCUGUGCCAAAAUGGACUUUCACUGAUUUCUACUUACUUCUUCAACGUUUAGUGAUCAAUUCCCUAGGCGUAUUUUUGUGGUAGUUCCCUUUUUCAAAUACAUUAUCUGUAAAAUGGAGAACGAAAUUUUUACUCCCCUCCUGGAGCAGUUUAUGACCAGCCCCUUGGUCACUUGGGUUAAAACGUUUGGACCUCUGGCUGCAGGAAAUGGGACCAACCUGGAUGAAUAUGUGGCUUUGGUUGAUGGGGUAUUCUUGAACCAGGUCAUGCUCCAAAUCAAUCCUAAAUCGGAGAGUCAGAGAGUAAAUAAAAAGGUCAACAAUGAUGCAUCACUUAGAAUUCAUAAUCUAUCCAUUUUGGUGAGACAGAUAAAAUUUUAUUACCAGGAGACUUUGCAGCAAUUGAUCAUGAUGUCAUUGCCAAAUGUCUUAAUCAUUGGCAAAAAUCCUUUUUCUGAACAAGGCACAGAAGAAGUUAAAAAGUUGCUUUUACUUUUACUGGGUUGUGCAGUUCAGUGUCAGAAAAAAGAAGAAUUUAUUGAAAGAAUUCAAGGUUUAGAUUUUGAUACAAAAGCAGCAGUUGCCGCACAUAUUCAAGAGGUAACUCAUAAUCAGGAAAAUGUGUUUGAUCUGCAAUGGAUGGAAGUGACUGAUAUGUCUCAGGAGGAAAUAGAGCCACUCUUGAAAAAUAUGGCAUUACAUCUAAAAAGACUUAUAGAUGAAAGAGAUGAACAUUCAGAGACUAUCGUAGAACUCUCUGAAGAACGGGAUGGUCUUCAUUUUUUACCCCAUGCCUCUUCAUCUGCACAGUCACCCUGUGGUUCUCCAGGCAUGAAGCGAACAGAAAGUCGACAACAUCUGUCAGUGGAACUGGCAGAUGCUAAGGCAAAGAUAAGAAGGCUUAGACAGGAAUUGGAGGAAAAGACUGAACAGUUGUUGGACUGUAAACAAGAACUUGAGCAAAUGGAAAUAGAACUAAAAAGGCUGCAACAAGAGAACAUGAAUUUGCUUUCGGAUGCUCGUUCCGCUAGAAUGUACCGAGAUGAAUUAGAUGCACUUCGGGAGAAGGCAAUCAGAGUGGAUAAGCUUGAAAGUGAAGUCAGCAGAUACAAAGAAAGACUACAUGAUAUUGAAUUUUAUAAGGCAAGAGUUGAGGAAUUAAAAGAAGAUAAUCAAGUUUUAUUAGAAACAAAAACCAUGUUGGAAGAUCAAUUAGAAGGAACUAGAGCUCGUUCUGAUAAAUUACAUGAAUUAGAAAAAGAGAAUUUACAACUGAAAGCUAAACUGCAUGAUAUGGAAAUGGAACGUGAUAUGGAUAGAAAAAAGAUUGAAGAAUUAAUGGAAGAAAAUAUGACUUUGGAAAUGGCACAGAAACAAAGUAUGGAUGAAUCAUUACAUCUUGGCUGGGAGCUGGAACAAAUAUCUAGAACUAGCGAACUCUCUGAAGCACCACAAAAAUCCUUGGGCCAUGAAGUGAAUGAAUUAACAUCAAGUAGAUUAUUGAAGUUGGAGAUGGAAAACCAGAGUCUGACAAAAACUGUGGAAGAACUUCGGAGUACUAUGGAUUCUGCCGAAGGCAACACUUCCAAAAUCCUGAAAAUUGAAAAAGAAAAUCAAAGACUAAGUAAAAAGGUUGAAAUUCUUGAAAACGAGAUUAUUCAAGAAAAGCAAAGUCUUCAGAAUUGUCAGAAUUUAAGCAAGGAUCUAAUGAAGGAGAAGGCUCAACUUGAAAAAACAAUUGAAACACUUAGAGAAAAUUCAGAAAGACAGAUUAAAAUAUUGGAACAGGAAAAUGAACAUCUGAAUCAAACCGUGUCUUCUUUAAGGCAGCGAUCCCAGAUAAGUGCUGAAGCGAGGGUGAAAGACAUUGAAAAAGAAAAUAAAAUUCUCCAUGAAUCUAUCAAAGAAACAAGUAGCAAGUUAAGUAAGAUUGAAUUUGAAAAAAGACAAAUUAGGAAAGAAUUGGAACAUUAUAAAGAAAAAGGAGAACGAGCAGAAGAACUUGAAAAUGAGUUGCAUCAUCUUGAGAAAGAAAAUGAAUUGUUACAGAAAAAGAUAACCAAUUUAAAAAUUACUUGUGAAAAAAUUGAGGCCUUAGAACAAGAAAAUUCAGAGCUAGAAAGAGAAAAUAGAAAAUUAAAAAAAACAUUAGAUAGUUUUAAAAACCUUACUUUUCAGUUAGAAUCCCUAGAAAAAGAGAAUUCCCAACUAGAUGAGGAAAACUUAGAACUGCGAAGGAAUGUGGAAUCUUUGAAGUGUGCAAGCAUGAAAAUGGCUCAGCUACAGCUAGAAAAUAAAGAACUGGAAAGUGAAAAAGAGCAGCUUAAGAAGGGUUUAGAACUCAUGAAAGCAUCUUUCAAGAAAACAGAACGCUUAGAAGUUAGCUACCAGGGUUUAGAUACAGAAAAUCAGAGGCUACAGAAAGCUCUAGAAAAUAGCAAUAAAAAAAUUCAACAGUUAGAGAGUGAACUACAAGACUUAGAGAUGGAAAAUCAAACAUUGCAGAAAAACCUAGAAGAGUUAAAAAUAUCCAGCAAAAGACUAGAACAACUAGAAAAAGAAAAUAAAUCAUUAGAGCAAGAGACUUCUCAACUGGAAAAAGAUAAGAAGCAACUGGAGAAAGAAAAUAAAAGACUCCGACAGCAAGCAGAAAUAAAAGAUACCACAUUGGAAGAAAAUAAUGUGAAAAUUGGGAAUUUGGAAAAAGAAAACAAAACCCUUUUCAAAGAGAUCAGUAUUUUUAAAGAAUCCUGCAUUCGUCUGAAAGAAUUAGAGAAAGAAAAUAAGGAGCUUGUGAAAAGAGCAACUAUUGAUGUAAAAACUUUGGUUACAUUACGAGAGGAUUUGGUGUGUGAAAAAUUGAAGACUCAACAAAUGAAUAAUGAUCUUGAAAAAUUAACUCAUGAGCUUGAAAAGAUAGGGCUAAAUAAAGAGCGACUCUUGCAUGAUGAGCAGAGUACUGAUGACAGUAGGUACAAACUUUUGGAAUCAAAAUUAGAAUCAACUCUAAAGAAGUCUCUUGAAAUUAAAGAAGAAAAAAUUGCUGCUUUAGAAGCUCGAUUAGAAGAAUCCACAAAUUACAACCAGCAGUUGCGCCAAGAACUUAAAACAGUGAAAAAGAACUAUGAAGCUCUCAAACAAAGACAAGAUGAAGAAAGGACGGUACAGAGCUCUCCUCCAACUUCUGGUGAAGAUAAUAAAUGGGAGCGAGAAAGUCAAGAAACGACUAGAGAGCUUCUGAAGGUUAAAGACAGAUUAAUUGAAGUAGAAAGAAAUAAUGCUACAUUGCAAGCAGAGAAGCAAGCACUGAAAACUCAACUGAAGCAACUUGAGACACAGAACAAUAAUUUGCAGGCUCAGAUUCUUGCACUUCAGAGGCAGACAGUGUCCUUACAGGAGCAGAAUACUACUCUUCAAACGCAGAAUGCGAAGCUUCAGGUUGAAAAUUCUACCCUUAAUUCCCAAAGUACUUCACUGAUGAACCAGAAUGCACAACUCCUAAUCCAGCAGUCUUCCUUAGAAAAUGAAAAUGAAGCUGUAAUCAAAGAGCGAGAAGACCUGAAAUCUCUCUAUGAUUCUCUGAUCAAAGAUCAUGAAAAGCUGGAACUUCUUCAUGAACGGCAGGCUUCAGAGUAUGAGUCUCUCAUCGCUAAACAUGGAACUCUAAAGUCUGCCCACAAAAAUCUUGAAGUAGAACAUAAAGACCUUGAAGAUCGUUACAAUCAGUUACUAAAACGGAAAGGACAAUUGGAAGAUUUGGAAAAAACACUGAAAGUAGAACAGGAAAAAAUGCUGCUUGAAAACAAAAACCAUGAGACUAUAGCUGCAGAAUAUAAGAAACUUUGUGGUGAAAAUGAUAGGUUGAAUCAUACAUAUAAUCAGCUUGUAAAAGAAACUGAAGUUUUACAAACUGACCAUAAAAACUUGAAAAGUCUUCUAAAUAAUUCCAAACUGGAACAAACCAGAUUAGAAGCUGAAUUUUCAAAGUUAAAGGAACAAUACCAACAGUUGGACAUCACAUCCACCAAGCUCAAUAACCAGUGUGAGUUGCUAAGCCAACUUAAAGGAAAUUUAGAAGAAGAAAAUCGACAUCUACUAGAUCAAAUUCAGACAUUAAUGCUACAGAACAGAACACUAUUGGAGCAAAAUAUGGAAAGCAAAGAUCUCUUUCAUGUUGAACAAAGACAAUACAUCGAUAAGUUAAAUGAAUUAAGACGACAAAAGGAGAAAUUAGAAGAGAAAAUAAUGGAUCAAUACAAAUUUUAUGACCCAUCUCCCCCUAGAAGGAGAGGCAACUGGAUUACUCUAAAGAUGAGAAAAUUGAUAAAAUCUAAGAAAGAUAUUAAUCGGGAACGUCAGAAAUCUCUUACAUUAACACCUACCCGCUCAGACUCCAGUGAAGGAUUUCUUCAACUCCCCCAUCAAGAUAGUCAAGAUAGUUCUUCAGUAGGCUCAAAUUCUUUAGAAGAUGGCCAAACUUUGGGGACCAAGAAAAGCAGCAUGGUUGCACUGAAAAGACUGCCCUUUUUGAGGAACAGACCGAAGGAUAAAGACAAAAUGAAGGCCUGCUACCGUCGUUCCAUGUCCAUGAAUGACCUGGUGCAGUCCAUGGUCCUAGCAGGAGGACAGUGGACAGGUAGUACUGAGAAUUUGGAGGUUCCUGAUGAUAUUUCAACGGGUAAAAGGAGAAAAGAAUUGGGAGCUAUGGCCUUCUCUACUACAGCCAUCAACUUUUCAACUGUCAACUCUUCUACAGGCUUCAGAUCCAAGCAGUUGGUUAAUAAUAAAGAUACUACAUCCUUUGAAGACAUAAGUCCACAAGGUAUUAGUGAUGAUUCUAGUACGGGAUCAAGAGUUCAUGCUUCAAGACCAGCCAGCCUUGAUAGUAGCAGAACAUCCACUAGCAAUAGUAAUAAUAAUGCUUCACUCCAUGAAGUCAAAGCAGGUGCAGUUAAUAUCCAAAGCAGGCCACAAAGCCACAGCAGUGGAGAAUUUAGCCUGCUUCAUGAUCAUGAAGCUUGGUCCAGCAGUGGUAGCAGUCCAAUCCAAUACUUGAAAAGACAGACCAGAUCAAGUCCAAUGCUCCAGCACAAAAUGCCUGAAACGUUAGAGAGUCGAGCACAUCACAAGAUCAAAACUGGUUCUCCUGGAAGUGAAGUUGUUACUCUACAACAGUUUUUGGAAGAAAGCAACAAGCUUACCUCAAUACAGAUAAAGUCCUCAAGUCAAGAGAAUCUUUUAGAUGAAGUAAUGAAAAGUUUGUCUGUCUCUUCUGACUUUUUGGGAAAAAACAAACCAGUUAGCUGUGGUCUGGCCAGGUCAGUAAGUGGAAAAACCCCAGGAGACUUCUACGAUAGACGGACAAGUAAGCCUGAACAAUUUAUGAGACCCAGUCCUCGAAAGACUGAAGAUGCCUACUUCAUUAGCUCUCCAGGAAAACCUACCUUAGGCACUCAAGGAAAGAUAAAAUUAGUGAAAGAAACUUCUCUGUCACGACAAUCAAAAGAUAGUAAUCCUUAUGCCACUUUACCUCGUGCAAGCAGUGUGAUCUCUACUGCUGAAGGAACUACUCGAAGGACAAGCAUCCAUGAUUUUCUGACCAAGGACAGUAGACUACCUAUAUCAGUUGAUUCUCCACCAGCUACUGCUGAUAGCAACAUCACUGCAGCAUCUCAUGUGGACAAAGUACAAGAAAGCAGAAAUUCAAAAAGCAGGUCUAGGGAGCAACAAAGCUCCUAAUUCUAUUACCCACUACAUGACAUGUGGGCCAAGUGGAAUCCACUCCCCCCCCCACCCCCCACAAUGUUCUUGAUAAUUGAGAAUAAACAGUAAAUUACGUACCUUUUCUGUGCAGAGCCACUCAAAGAAAAAUUGUCUCUUUCUGUCACUCUCUCAUUUCUAUAGAAGACCUAUCUGGUGCAUGUUGUUCGUAUAGUGGCUGCUCUGUAUUUUAUAUCUCUCUUAUCUUCAAGCUUUUCUUACAUUUUCUUUCUUCUUUCUACCUUCCAACUAAAUACAGAGAGAAAAGUGUCCUUCAGUUUCUCAGUGUGAAGCCUUUAUUUCUGAAGUAACAAGACACCCAACUAUAGGAAUCAUUUUAAAAAUCUUUAAGGAGACUUUAAACAAUCCUUCGUGACUAGAGCAGGCAAGAAAUACAAAACCUUCAUUCCUUCCUUGAAUCAAGGAGCACUACUGGAGUCAACUGCCAAAAUUUUUAGAAGGUUUUAGGACUUACUAUACAUUGUAUUGUUAAGAUCUACUGAAUAAAGGAUGUUCUCUCUCUAAGGAUCAAGUGUUUUAAGGUUUCAAGAAGUACUCCAAGAACAAUCUACUUCUUUCGUCAUUUGUUUAUGAAUUUAUCCAUGUUUGCUUAAUGCUUCUGCUAAGUAUUAGCCAGAAUCUAGCCAUUUAUAUUUAGUUGUGUAAAUCUAAAAUGCUGUAUGUUGUGGAAUGUACUAUAUAUCAAGAUACAGAGAACAUUGUUUUGGCAUGUCAGAGCCUUAUUUGGUUAGCAGACUGCAUGUGUUGGUAUUCUUUUUUUUUUUUUUUAACUAAUUAUUUUGAUGCACUGCAAAAGAAAUUCAGUUUAUAAGAUAAAUCUGAAAAAUAGGAGUUAUAAAAAAUUUACAGUAAUAUUAAUAUUUCCAUAUUCCUCAUUAAGCAACACUAAGCAUUCACAAUCCAAGGUAAUUAAAAAGAGUGUUUUUCUGAAACUUUUUUAGUAAGGUGGUUUUCCAGCAAGUUGCAUUCCCAAGAUAAAACUGUUAUGUUUUAAUUCAUUUCCCUUCUUUAGUAUUGGGUUAUAUAUGUGUGUUUGUUUUUUUAACAUGAGAGCUGACUAUUGCUUAAGAAGUUUUCUUAUGGCAAAAAAAAAUGUAAAUAAUUUACUAUGAUCUGCAUUUUGCCAGGAACUCAUUUAUUUUUAAGGUUAUCACAUAUUAAUAAGAACUUUUCUGUUUUUGUCCUUUAUAAUAUUGCAUUAAAGUUGGUAACUGUUAUUGGUACUUUUGAAAUAUUUGUAUGCAUUUGUUACCUUAAACAUUUGAAAGAAGCACAAAAAAAGUAGAUUUAGUUAACCCAGGGAAACAUCAGUUUUUUUGUAGCUCCAAUUUUAUAUCACAGUUUUAUUUUCUUAUGAAAUCAAAAAAGGCAUUGAUACUUAUUAAUGCAAAUUCAUUACUUAACAUAAAUAUCAGAAUAAUCUUAAAGGUCUGAAAUGAGAAAGAUAGUGACUUUUUUAUUUUAACAGUGUACUUCUUAGGCUCUCAUUACCAGCUCUAAAAAAUCUUUUUGGAACAACUCCAUAUUCAUAGUGUGUGGUUUAGGAACUGUGUGUUUCAUCACUAACCUAGUAACUGUGAGAAAUGUGUAUGUUCUCUCCCCCCCACCCCAUUCUCUCCUUCCCUCUCUCUCUCUUUCCCACUCUCUAUCCCUUUCCCUCUCUGUUUUUGGUAGGCCAGUAGCAGUAUUGUGUUCAUAGUCUACUUUCAGAAAGACUUACUAAUGAAAAGAAAGACAGCAUGUAUAGUUGACCAGAAAUUAAAAAGGAAUUUAGAGAACUUGGACUUAUCUUAAUGCCACCAUUAACUUAGGUUUUGCCGCCAAAUAAUGCUGUAAACUCUUGGAUGAAAGGUGCUAUGUAAAUGUAAAUACAAAGGAUUCUUACUAAAAUACAAAUAUUGCACAACAGACAUAUUUAAAACUUAAUCUCUAGACUUUGAAACAUCUCUCUCCGUUGUGACUCCCUAGAUUCAAGUAUCAAAUUGAUAAUGGGCAUCAUGGCAGUCUAGAGAUACUUGCAUGUAAAAAAUGUAAAUUCAUUUUUAGGUGGAUAAAUUGAAAGUAAAUAUAGAAGUUAUGUUUUAGCUAAAUACAGUAAGUGGGUAACUUAGAUUUAUAUUAACUAGCAUCUAAUUUGCACAACUAGGACACAUCCCAGGACAGUUACUAAAAGUUGGAAUUUAAUGAGUAGGAGUUUGCCCAGUGAGAUGAAUCAUACCACAGCUUGACCUCUCCAGAACACUAAUGUCCUAAAAUAGAGAACCUGUUGACUUAAGCAGCACAUUAUUGCUUCAUGCAGAAAAUGCUUAGGGACAGCCUCUAUAGUACUGAGACUCAGUAUGCUGACCCUGAGAAAGUGCAGUUAGAGACAACCAAGGAAAUACUGAAGACCGCAAAAGUAGGAAUAUUCUCGAUUAUAUUCAUAACCUUUUUCAUACCAUUUCAAGGAAGGACUAGAUAAUAACCUCAUGAAUACUUUACUUUCUCCAAAAGAUUCAGAAGCAAACUUAGUAGGAGGUCACUCUUUUCCCUUAAACUGCUUCUACCAAACAAAAUGUUUGGCCACCUAGAAACUUAAGGGGGCCUGACAUGCUUUUAUCUGGCUGUCUUCUAAAUCAACACCUAACCCCUUAGGAAACUGAAAAAUUAAUAUACAGGGUAAUAGCUUCGGCAAAGAGCUCCAAUAAAGUGCUUCAGAUCUGGCCAUGUGGAAAUGUUUGGUCCACGUUUUGAACUGGUGGUUACCAAAGAGUUCACGUAACAGGUUUGUAUGUAGCACCUUUCAUGCAAGGCAUGGUAAGAGCCUAUUAAAAACUCACUGUGCAUAUUACAGAAUUGCAGCCACCUCACAAAUGAAGUAUUAGAGCCUGCACUGUCUUAACAGUUUAUGUCAGGAAGUGAAAAAGAUACUGUACCAAAUCUGGAAUUACAAUGAGGAGUAAUAAUGUAUGCUAAAUGACUUUGUGUUUUUAAGUGACUUUUUAUGAGAAAAGUGAAUUUUUGUGUUUUUUUCUGCUUCACUUAGUCCUGAGAUGUAUUUUUUCUUUAAGCCUUGAAUGAGUAAUACAAAAGGAGCCCAUUUGUGAUAUAAACCUUGAUGUACAUGUUGAGAUAUUGGGACAACAAUGAAAAUGCCUUAAAAGGAAUGCUUAUGGAUAAAGUUGCACUUAUAACAGCACCCUUUAACAAAACCUGAUUUUAAAUUGUCUUUUUCAUUUCUAAGGGUUCUCUUUCAAUGUUUGCCAUUGUACUUACAACUGUUAUUAAAUACCAAAUCAAAUAAUA
This is a messenger RNA of Leopardus geoffroyi (Geoffroy's cat), 9798 nucleotides long. RefSeq names its product coiled-coil domain containing 88A (gene CCDC88A). Gene Ontology annotation, cellular component: cytoplasm; centrosome. Gene Ontology annotation, biological process: cytoskeleton-dependent intracellular transport; cytoplasmic microtubule organization. The coding region runs from base 847 to 6471 and encodes 1874 amino acids. Gene Ontology annotation, molecular function: dynein light intermediate chain binding; microtubule binding. The record is from RefSeq and is a predicted model, not a curated record. The transcript has 33 exons. NCBI's taxonomy places the organism in Eukaryota, Metazoa, Chordata, Mammalia, Carnivora, Felidae.